This is a messenger RNA of Zea mays, 901 nucleotides long. RefSeq lists its product as uncharacterized. The record is from RefSeq and is marked validated. Bases 310 to 822 code for a protein of 170 amino acids. Lineage: Eukaryota; Viridiplantae; Streptophyta; Magnoliopsida; Poales; Poaceae. The transcript has 2 exons.
GCUUGGCCGAGAUCUCCCCACUACCCCGCAGCGUCUUUAAAACCAGGACCUGCUUGUUUGAUUGUUUCAUCGAUCGUCAAUGCAAGUUUGUCCAUUCGCAUUGGUCUGAAUACUGUAGCUACUAGCGCGAGUGCCACUGUGCCGCAGCUGCCUGCUCGCCAUUACUGCAAGCUGUGUUCAAUCAAAGCUUAAUUAGGCUCCCUCUACAUCUGAUCCAGCUAAGUAGCUAGCCAGCACUACAGAAGGGCGUGGCAAGAAUCAGGAGAGAGAUAGCAGGGGGGCUAGCUAGCUGAGCUCGUGCGACGAAGAAUGGCCGGAAUUGGCAGGAACAUGGUGGCGCCGCUCCUGGUGCUCAACCUCAUCAUGUACAUCAUCGUCAUCGGCUUCGCGAGCUGGAACCUGAACCACUUCAUCAACGGGCAGACCAACUACCCCGGCGUGGCCGGCAACGGCGCGACGUUCUACUUCCUGGUGUUCGCCAUCCUGGCCGGCGUGGUGGGCGCGGCGUCCAAGCUGGCGGGCGUGCACCACGUGCGCGCCUGGCGCCACGACAGCCUGGCCACCAACGCCGCGUCGUCGCUCAUCGCCUGGGCCAUCACGGCGCUCGCCUUCGGGCUGGCCUGCAAGGAGAUCCACAUCGGCGGACACCGCGGCUGGCGCCUGCGCGUGCUGGAGGCCUUCGUCAUCAUCCUCGCCUUCACGCAGCUCCUCUACGUGCUCAUGCUCCACACGGGCCUCUUCGGCGGCAGCGGUGGCUACCGGGACCACGACUACGGCGUCGGCGGCGCGGCCGGCGAGCCCAAGGGGGUCACCAGGGUCUGAGGAUUCUGAUCGAUGCAGCUCGUACAUGUGUCAUCAUAUCAGGCGCUGCUGGAGUGUGAUGACGUAAUAAGUAGUACCC